Molecule: messenger RNA, 2031 nt
Organism: Ciona intestinalis (vase tunicate)
Lineage: Eukaryota; Metazoa; Chordata; Ascidiacea; Phlebobranchia; Cionidae
Source: RefSeq, a predicted model, not a curated record
AAACUGAUCAUGCGUAACAAUCGCGCGAAAUAAAAAAUCGUAAACAUUGAUGUAAACAUGAAUUAAGAAAUGGGUUCACACAACGAAAAUCUUCACACUUGGCAACAAAGAAAUUUUACUUUUCAAUCCGCUAAUCCAACAGCUUCAAAGAAGGCAGGAAUACUUCGGCAAAAUAUUGCGCAUAUUUCUGCAAGCUUGGCCUCGCACGAUGUUGGCACUCGAUUUGGUUUAAAAUGUCUCUCUGAUGAAACACAAUCAUAUGUAGCAAUAGUAGACGAUUCUGGUGCAAGUGGUUUAAACAAUUAUUCCGAAAACGCAUUGUCCCUUGUUUCUGGAAUCAAAGAACAAAGCCAGCACGUAACAUGGAAAUCUGGCCUUACAGAGAAAGGGAUAGUUGGCCUUGACUCUGUCAAGCAAAUAAUUGAUGCAACUAGCCAUUUAAAAUGCAGUGGAAAUGAAAAAAAUAUCUGCUUGUUUUCGGAUAAAACAUUAAUAAACAAAUAUUUUCAAAAAAGUGCAAAUGUGGGAGGGCAAGCAAGCAAGACACAACACACUGAUAUGGAUUGUAAACCAAGUAAAGCCGUUUAUAAUGUCAGAUCCAAUCCAGCAUCAACAGCUUUCCUCAAUCAAGGUCCGUCUGGCAAAAGAACACGACUUGAUGAUGGUGCGUCACAAAGUGAUAGUGAAGACGACAACAAACCUCAUGUUUUUAAAUCUGCACGAGAACAACUCUGUAUCAACCAGAAGAAGAAAAACCAAAGACACUCUCCGCAAGCAAAUCCUACAAAGAAAAGUUUAGGUUUCAGUCCAAAGAAAAGUUUAGGUGUUAGAAGAAACCAAUGUUUUUCCAAGUUUGUUCCACCAUCAAAUCAUAAAGACAGCACAGAAGACAAUGGGCCAAUGAAGUACAAAGUUAGCGCAGAUCCAUCAGAUAAAUUGGACAGUGAUAUUCACCCAAAAUUGAAAGGAAUUGACCCAAAUUUGAUUGAACUUGUUAUGAGUGAGGUGAUGGACCAUGGUGCCCCAAUACAUUGGGAUCACAUAGCCGGACUGGAAUAUGCCAAGGCUACAAUAAAAGAAGUGGUAAUUUGGCCAAUGAUGAGACCUGAUAUAUUUACUGGGUUAAGGGGUCCUCCAAAGGGUAUACUACUGUUUGGUCCACCAGGAACAGGAAAGACUUUGAUUGGAAAAUGCAUCGCAAGUCAAUCUGGUGCAACUUUUUUCAGCAUCAGUGCUUCUUCUUUGACAUCCAAAUGGAUUGGUCAAGGAGAAAAAAUGGUGAGAGCUUUAUUUGCUGUAGCCAGUAUCAACCAGCCUGCUGUCAUUUUCAUUGAUGAAAUUGAUUCACUACUUUCACAACGCUCUGAUUCUGAACAUGAAUCAUCUCGGAGAAUAAAAACAGAGUUUUUCGUACAAUUGGAUGGAGCAACCACGUCAUCAGAAGACAGAAUAUUGGUUGUUGGAGCAACUAAUCGACCACACGAGAUUGAUGAAGCUGCAAGAAGGCGUCUUGUGAAAAGAUUAUACAUACCGCUUCCUGAAGAUGGAGCUAGAGAACAGAUUAUUACAAAACUGUUACAAGAACAAUCAUAUAGAAUGACAGAAGAAGAAAUAUUAUCAGUUGUCAAAAGAACUGAAGGGUUUUCCGGAGCUGAUGUGACCAACUUAUGCAAGGAAGCAGCAUUGGGUCCAAUAAGAAGUUUACAGUUUCAGGAUAUAAGUAAAAUCAGCACAGAAGAUGUUCGGCCAAUUGCAGUUGAAGAUUUCAACAAAGCAUUGGAAAGAGUUCGGCCCAGUGUUUCUAAGAAAGAUUUGUCAAUGUAUGAAGAAUGGAAUAAAGUAUUCGGAUGUGGUGGUAUCUGAUACUGGCAAAGAAUUUCUUAUAUUUCUUAUAUAAUUAUUACAUCUAUACACUAAAAAGUUUCUACAUUUAAUAUGGCACUAAGCAUUCUUGAUUUUGUACUUUUUAUUUAUAGUUUCAUACUUAAUGUUUGUAGUUUGUACAAUAAAAAACAAACUUGACAACCAUUG